This is a messenger RNA of Drosophila sechellia, 682 nucleotides long. Its product is annotated as glycine-rich protein. The record is from RefSeq and is a predicted model, not a curated record. NCBI's taxonomy places the organism in Eukaryota, Metazoa, Arthropoda, Insecta, Diptera, Drosophilidae. The coding region runs from base 1 to 426 and encodes 141 amino acids. The transcript has 2 exons.
AUGAAAGGACUGUUACUCAUUACAAUCGCCUGCUUGACGACCUCCAUCCUGGCAGCUCCUGCUCCUGAACCCGCUCCAGAACCAUCUCCAUCUCCAGCUCCUGCACCAUCUCCAUCGCCCAGCAUUGGACUCGGAAUUGGUCAUGGCUACGGUGGAUAUGGCCUGGGAUUGGGUCUAGGAAUCGGGCACUACGGAGGACUCUAUGGCCACGGCUACGGCGGCCACUAUGGAGGCCUGGGUCUGGGAUUGGGCUACCAUGCACCCAUCAUCUCCAAGACGAUCAUAGGCAAAAGCUACUUGGGCGGCUAUGGCUAUGGCCUGGGUCACGGAUAUCUCGGAGGCUACGGCCAUGGACUGUACGGAGGACACGGUCUGGGUCUGGGUCUGGGAUACGGACUGGGAUAUGGCUAUGGCCACGGUUGGUAGAGGUGCUCCCAAGUCAAGUAAAGUUAAGCUAAAUGGAGCCGAGUCGAGCGUGCAACAUGUGAGAGUUUUCAAUCAAGUCAUAUACUUCGCAGUACCCAAAUCUUAUUCAGUCAGUCACUCAGCAAGUCAAUAAAUCAAUAAAGACAAAGCAAGAAAUGUACAAAAAACUAGAAUCAUGAUCAACCGUUUUUUUUUUAAACUGGAUCUAUUUUCUCACGGUCCUUCAAGACAAAUUUAAAAUUCUCUUAAUUGCAUA